GAUCUUACGUUGGCGAGCGUACACAUGGAGGACUGUCCUGCCGGCGGGCUGCAGCUAUCCGGAGGAUCAAUGAAGACAAAUUUAAACAUUAUUUCUGGCUCGGUCAGUUUCCAGAUAUGUCUUCGUUUCUGAAAGACUAGAAUACGAGCUCCUGCUCUCCCCCGACUUUAACCGCUCUCUCAGCCUCGUUGCAGCGCCUGCGGCUGUGAGCCUACCGGUCAGGCUCAUGCACACGCGGAGCACAUGGAGGAUUGCAGCACCUCACGUUGGAUCAUACGGUGACACGGCGCCAAUGAACGGUGAAAGCAGCGGCACAGGGCCGCUGGCGCUGGCGGGGUGUUUGGGAAAAAUUGAAGACAGAGAAGAGGUCAGUGGAGACUGCCCUUGGUGUUCUGUGAAAGGACAGACCAGUGCUCUUCGCUCAUACGCGAUCAACUUUAAAGAAUACAUUACGCUCUGUAGCAGUCCUCUGUGCCUUUUUCCUCUGGUCAGCAGACCACUGGAGGAUGUUCGUGCCCACCUUUUCUCAGCAGAAGAUAUAAAGACCUCUAAGAGGAAGUCUCACUUGUCUGAUUCUGAAGAUCCUAAUCCAUCCCCAAAACGGCAGAAAAAAGAAGAGUGUGAUGUGUCUGAGCCCGGUGAUUGCAGGGUGUCCACUGAGUUAUUUGAAGAGGAGCUGUUUGCUAAUGGUCAUGAGGAGAAGGGAGAGGUUGGAAAUGAUGUCAAGAAGACAUGCACUGCCCCAACUGCCAGCAAUGAGGACUCAGAAUUGUCUGAUUCAGCGCAAACUGAGGAUUACGUAUCCAGCACUCAGGAUGAGGCUGGAGAGGUGCCGCUGCAUGUAGCUACACAGGAUUUAAAAGAAAUGGUACCUUCCCAGUUACACUUAUUCUGGAGAAAUAAGGACAAUCUAUGUUGGUUAGAUUCAUUGCUGGUAGCGCUUGUGCACUUAAGCGUAUUCAGCAAAGCUCCUUGUGAGAAUGUAAGUCUGACUGACCACUUGUCCAGCAAAAAUUGUACUGUGGGGAACCUGUGCGCAAGGUACAGGAAGACCUGUUCAUAUCUUAAAUCCAAGGAGCAAAAGUGCCAAGUAGGAAAUGUUGCGCAUGUCCCAUUAGAUGUGCUGAGAAAAGCAGAGCAGGAGCUGGAAGUCCUCCAGCUGUCUGUUUUUCAGCUCCUUCAGCCAAAGCUGCAGUGUGAACUGGGUCAGAAAGAGACGCCUGUCUUUGCCCUCCCCCUUCUCCUCAACACAGAUGAGUGGGCUCAUAGUCUCUUUCAGCAUACGGGUCUAUGGGAAUUUAAGUGCACAUCCUGUCAUUAUACUCUCAAUACCAGUGUGGAGAAGACUCUAACAACAUUUACACAGCUUACAGCUGAUUGGCACCCCCUCAGAGCGGUCCACAGAGCACAGUGUAGUAACUGCCGUCAUAAGAAGCAGAGGAGGAAAUUGGUUUUCCAGAGGUUAUCUCCUGUGCUUGCUCUACACUUUGUGGAGGGUCUCCCAAGGAGGGAUAUCUCUCGAUACUCAUUUGAUUUCCAAGGCACACACUAUGCCAUCAAGACUAUUAUACAGUACAGUGAGCAACUGGAGCACUUUGUCACAUGGAUUCAACAACCUGAUGGAUCAUGGCUAGAAUUUGAUGAUUUAAAGUACCCUAACUGUGUAACCCACAAGCGGUUUACACUCCCAGCCAGUCAGUUCCACCUUGUCUUCUGGGAGGCAGAGUCCAGAAAUGAUUCCCAACUUCCUGAGUCAGUCCCUGAAGAGCACACCCCUAUUGUGGAGAACAGCAACAAGAGUGUCUGCUUACAAGAUGUGACAAAUUCUCUAACCAAUGACACAUGUAUCUUAGAGGCCUUGACUGUAAAUGAAGACAAGAAUGAGGCUGUCAGUAGCUUGGAUUCUUCCAUAGGCAGUACAACACUACUUGAUACAUUUGAAGGACUUUCUCAUAGUGAUAUAGUCACCCUCACAUUGGUUGAAGUGAAAGUAGAUGUUGAGGGAAAGCCUCUUCCAAAUCCUCAGGAAACAGUAACACAGCCUGUUGAAUCUAGUGUCACUGAAUCAUCUGCACUACAAGUGAAAACCUCUGUUUGUCAAUCUCCAUCCCUUCCGAAACACAAGAUAAGUGAUGUUGAGCAUGUUUCCUCUAAACCUGUAGUGCCAGACAUGAUUCUACCCUCUGUAGUGAAGACUUCAGCUCCAGCGCCAGAAGAACGUCCUCAAUUGAGCAAGCGUCUUCCUACCCUUUUCCCUUCCAAACCUAGUGUCUCCAACCUGUCAUUCUUAUUGAACAGGCAUUCUUUGCUCCAGUCUACCCCUUCAAGAGUACCCAUUACUGCCCCACAACCAAAGCCUGACUUAAGAUGUGAGGGUAAUGAGGCCCUUCCAGCUAAGCCUGCUGACCUUUUUGGUGGCUUUAGAGCCAAAACUUCUCCAAACCCUGUUCUUCCAGGAGGAGUUUUGAGGCAGCCGUUGGCAAAGCUAUCUGGUGCUCAACCCACCGUUCUAAUUCCACAAAAGCCUAUAAUUCAUUCAGGUGGCACAACUGCUCCUGUUCAGGCAUCUGAAAUAAUAAGGUCAGUUGGUAAGAAAACCAUGGAUCUGUCAGCAGCCAGGCCUUCUUUGUCAACCACUGACGUCCUGAGACUGAAGCUGAUGAAGAAGCUCAAGGCCAAGAAGAAGAAGCUGGCGAAGCUAAAUCAGCUGCUGGGGAAAUCUGAAGGAGAGUUCGCUCCCAGACCGGACAGCACUGAUCUCAACUCUCCAUACUCCGUCACCUCCAGCACAUCAGUCUAUGACAGCCCAGGGUAUGACAAUUUCAUUGCUGAGCUUCUGUCUCCUGCUACAACCAGCAGCAACCUAUCACCUGAUAGCACAGGCCUCCUGGAGAUGCUAACCAACAGUCAGGGUGGUGAAACAUCAGACAGCAGGCCUCAGGACAGCAAGGAAGACUUUUCAGCCUUCAUGCUCCCAGAGCCUCCUGUGAAUGACCCUUCCUCCACCAGUGAUGACUUUCUUGAUGAACUCAUCUCAGGAUCAGGGGGGCAACAACCUGUGAUUGAGAACACUGAUUUUAAUGCACUGGACAUGUUCUUUUGAUCACUGUGAUUUGUCCUCAGGUUUCAUGUUCUGGAACCAGUCUAGGAUCGGAUACCCCUUAACUAGAUUGUUUUUUAGAUUAUAUGAAAGCAGAAAGUGGUCUCUUCGAUAUUCUAUAUUUGACAUCAGGGCCUUGUACACAUUGCUGUAUAGCCAUUCAAAUGAGGUGAGGUUGCAUUUGUUAAAUAGUUGGAUUUGUAAAGGGAGACUUUAUCCUCAAUCAUGGCUCAUUGUUCUCAGAGCAUUUAUAUUUCAUACUUGAAGAGUACUUUAGUGGUUUGGAUUGAUUUGAGUUGAUGUAGAAAAUUCUAAUUUGCUGUCCAAAGCAUGCUUGAAGUACAUGUAAAGUUUGUAUAGAUUUGUACAAUUUUGUAAAGCAUAAUAAAUUAGGGAUUUCUUUA
This is a messenger RNA of Colossoma macropomum (tambaqui), 3504 nucleotides long. It is a transcript of the gene uspl1, whose product is annotated as ubiquitin specific peptidase like 1. Gene Ontology annotation, biological process: Cajal body organization; protein desumoylation. Lineage: Eukaryota; Metazoa; Chordata; Actinopteri; Characiformes; Serrasalmidae. Bases 227 to 3103 code for a protein of 958 amino acids. Gene Ontology annotation, molecular function: SUMO binding. The transcript has 9 exons. Gene Ontology annotation, cellular component: Cajal body. The record is from RefSeq and is a predicted model, not a curated record.